CAGGCCUACAGCACCCUCAUGAGAGACCGGCUAAACCGGGAGUCGGCCCGGUGCAUCCAGCACAGCCUCUUCACCGUCUGCCUCGACGCCCCGGUGCUGAAGGUGUCGGACGAGCGCUACCCCAGCCGCGUCGCCGCCCAGAUGCUGCACGGGGGCGGCAGCUACUCCAACAGCGGCAACCGCUGGUUUGACAAGACACUGCAGUUCAUCUUGGGGGAGGACGGCGUUUGUGGGGUGCUGUAUGAACAGGCCGUGGCCGACGGAGCCCCCAUAGCAACCAUCAUCGACCAUGUCCUCGAUUACUGCAAGGACCCUGACACGGCGCGUGCCCCCAUGACGCCCCUGCCCCUCCCCCCAAAGCUGUACUUCUACAUCACCCCCGAGAUCCAGUGGGACAUCGAGCGAGCCAAACAGAACCUGGACAUCCUGAUCACAGACCUGGACAUCAGCUGUUUCACCUACCGGGGGUUCGGGCAGGGGCUCCCCAAGCGCUGGGGGCUGCGCCCCGACUCCCUCUUCCAGGUGGCGCUGCAGCUGGCCUACUACAGGACCCACGGCUCGCUCUGCGCCACCAGCGAGGUGGUGUCACUUCGCCGCUUCCACCUGGGCCGGACGGACGCCGUGCGCCCCGCGGCCCCCCCGGUGCUGCGCCUGGCCCGGGCCAUGGACACUCCCCACGGCCAGGACGCCGAGACGCUGUCCCUGCUGCAGGCGGCGGUGGAAUCUCAGAGCGCCAGGACCGAACAGGUGCUGGCCGGGCAGGGCAUCGACCGGCACCUGCUGGGACUGAAGCUGGCGGCCAUCGGGGACGGGCAGCGGCUGCCCGGGAUCUUCAUGGACACGGCCUACGCCAUCGCCACGCACUGCCGGCUGCUGACCGGCCAGGUGGCUUCGCGCUCCGACUGCCUGAUGAUCUACGGGCCGCAGGUGCCGGACGGCUACGGGGUCUGCUAUAACCCGCUGGACGCCCACGUCAACUUUGCCAUCACAGCCUUCAACUGCUGCCGUGAGACCCACGCCCAGCGCCUGGCCCGCACCCUGCAGCAGGUCCUGGACCAGCUCGCCCGCCUGCUGGGAGAGAACCCGGGGAGCGCUGACGGGGAGGGGGGCGGGGACGUGGAGGGGCAGCCCUGACGGCCCCCGCCUGCCACCACACACUCCAUCUACCCACAAUGCCCCUCUGCAGCACCCCUCGCCCCCUUACCCACAAUCCCCCUGCCCAGAACCCCUCUGACACCCCCCCAUUACCCAACAUCCCCUUCUGCGCCCCCUCGCUCCCUACCCAGAAGCCUCUAUGCAUCCCCUGCCAUCCUACCCAGAAUCCCUUUCUGUGCCCCCUCCCCUCCUUACCCACAAUCCCCUCUGCGCGGGGGCAGCCCCCCCCCCAUUCACACAGGUAAUUGGGAGACAAAUCUAACUUAUUUUCUGAUGGACGGAAAAUGAAUAAAAAUCAUGGUGCGAUUUGUA
Malaclemys terrapin pileata is the source of this 1467-nucleotide messenger RNA. RefSeq names its product carnitine O-acetyltransferase-like. The transcript is spliced from 9 exons. Gene Ontology annotation, biological process: carnitine metabolic process, CoA-linked. Gene Ontology annotation, cellular component: peroxisome. NCBI's taxonomy places the organism in Eukaryota, Metazoa, Chordata, Testudines, Emydidae. The record is from RefSeq and is a predicted model, not a curated record. The coding region runs from base 19 to 1134 and encodes 371 amino acids. Gene Ontology annotation, molecular function: carnitine O-acetyltransferase activity.